AUGGAGAAUGAGAUUAUUUCACUUCGACAAAAGGACACAUCAAAUAAUAUAGAACAACUUGAUAUUAGUGUCAAUAGUGGCCAAGGGAGUUGCACAAUUUCAUUAAAUAGUUUUCCUAAGGGGGUCUCAAGUUGUAAAUUGUUUGUAUCAUCACCAUUACUUUGCUUGGUUGCCCAUGGGAAAUUGCAUAAUGUUAAAAGUGAUGCACUACAUGGUAGAUCUUUACCUAGUGGACAUGUAAAAGUUAGUGUAGAUAUUAAUGUGGAGCCAAAUGUAUCCUUGCCUAUACCUAAUGCAAAUCAUGACAUAAUGACAACAGGACAAGCAAUAGGUACAUUUGUGGCAUGGCCAAACAAUCUUUUACAGGUUGUUGAUGUGGAUUCCACUUUAUCUAAAAAGAAAAGGAUCAAUAAUACAAAUGAAUAUGUCGUAACUAAAAGAAAAUGUCAAGGGAAAAUGGUCAUUCAACAUGAUCCUCGUAAAGUGAUUCAUCCUAAUCUUCCUCAAUGUUGCAACUACCUCCCUUCAUACAUGAAACUAAAGCCUACAGAGUCACUUUCCCCAAUAGAAAUGGAGAAAGCCAUAUUUGGACUAGAUGAACAUAAAGAGACCGUCAAGGCAUAA
Vigna unguiculata (cowpea) is the source of this 624-nucleotide messenger RNA. The record is from RefSeq and is a predicted model, not a curated record. Lineage: Eukaryota; Viridiplantae; Streptophyta; Magnoliopsida; Fabales; Fabaceae.